AUGUCGCGACCUUUCUUAGAAAGAUGUCCACGAAGGCAUUUAGUCAUUCAUAUGGAUAUAAACAAAACCAUUCUUCAGGUAGACCCCGCUGGCAGUCGCUCCAUGGAGGAUAUUCUUAAUAGCAACGCGGCGGACAAUGUCUAUGGAUACGUGGACUCUUCAGGUGAGUGGAAGGCUCUCUACGGGCCGCGCGAAGCGAAGAGCCAAACCUUUCCUCACACCGUGAGCUCAGAUAACAUCGUCACUUAUGCAGCUUUCAUUGAUCAAAAGUAUAGUGAACCGGGAAUCAUGCAGACGCUCUCUCCAUCAGAGCGGAGCGCGAAAUGGGCGGAGAUUUCCUCCCUCCGUAGAGCAGCCACGGGGCGCUUUACCACGCCUAACUCAAUCGGCUGCCGCUACGCUUAUAUGGUAGAAGAACAGAGACAAUGUCUUAAACUAAACUCCGGUGACGGUUACCAUUCCAUCGUGCCCUCCUUUUUUAAUCUGAUUAACCUGCUUUCUAACCUUGAUUGGUCUUUCACUUUAAUCUUUCGAACGUUUGGUAGUGAUCUGCCAAAGGUACUUGAGGAAUGGCAGCAAUUUGUACAGGGGACGCAUGAGUGUAAGCCGGAGGGAUCCGUACUCCGGCGGAUGUCUGAGAAUAUCGUCACUCCACGAACCGGGUGUAUGUAUCGAGAUCAUGAAGAGAUGUACUUGUGUUUAGGACCCUCUCUUUCGGCAUCCACCAUCCGUUCGCUUGAUUUGGCAAAAAUAACGCACCCCAACAAUGUAGCCAUCAUAACGGAGCUUAAGAAGCUUCCUAACUGUCAUAGUGUCAGACAAACCAACUUACACGAAUUGAAUAGCCAUCUAAUUGAAUACUUUGCACAAUCAAACAACGUUGGUGGUUUAGUGGAUUACUACCCUGCCUGGGCUCAGGCAGCGGAACGCAGAUGCGCGGGGAAGGUAUUCCCCAUUCCCUUUUCCAAGCGCGGAGAGGGUGUGAACUACUACGUAUUUUUUGAUGAUAAUAUCUUCAUAGGGAAUGAUCGAUCUAUUGUCGACUUACGCGAUGAACACACUAUGAAAAGCUUAAUCGGGAGUACAUCUGAGAGACCAUUCUGUAUCCCGGUAAAUGCCUAUGAGGCGAUCACGAAUGAGGAUUACUUCAUUGAUUGCUUGUCCGAGCGCCUCAAGGAUCAGCUUAAUAUAUAA
Phytomonas sp. EM1 is the source of this 1194-nucleotide messenger RNA. Lineage: Eukaryota; Euglenozoa; Kinetoplastea; Trypanosomatida; Trypanosomatidae. The record is from the annotation of a GenBank genome assembly.